UUGCUGGCUAGUUGUUCUAGUUGAGCAUUUUAUUUUUAUUUUAUUUAAGAAAAAAUUUUUAGGUUUGUUAUCAGCCGGUUUUAGUAAAUAUUAUUUAAUUGGUGUUUUGCCAUGUACAAAGUUUUACACUUCUACAUAAAAUAAAAACCGUAACUACAGUUCAGCUUAUAAUUAUUCCAUAAACCGACUAAAAUUUCAUGUAAUUAAGAAUGUCUUCGCAAUUAAUUGAUAAGUUUAAACAAUUAGAUGCAUAUGCUAAAACUUUGGACGAUUUUAGAGUUAAAACCGCCACUGGGGCAGCAAUAACUGUAUCAGGAGCACUUAUAAUGAUAUUAUUAUUCUUGUCAGAAUUAUACACCUACAUGUCUCCUAAUAUAUCAGAGGAACUAUUUGUAGAUACAUCAAGAGGACAUAAACUGCGAAUUAACUUUGAUAUUGUUAUACCAACUAUUUCUUGCAACUAUUUAGUACUUGAUGCCAUGGAUUCAUCUGGAGAACAACACUUACAAAUGGAUCAUAAUAUUCACAAAAGAAGAUUAGACUUGGAAGGAAAUCCUAUUGAAGAACCAAAAAAACAAGAAAUUGCUCUAAGUUCCACGGUAAAAUUAAAUAAUACUGCAAUAGCCAAAGUAACAUGUGGGAGUUGCUAUGGAGCAGCAUUUAAUGAAUCUCAGUGUUGCAAUACAUGUGAAGAGGUAAAAGAAGCAUAUAGAAUCAGAAGGUGGGCUUUACCAGACUUGGCCACUAUAGAACAAUGUAAAGAUGAUGAAUCUAUAGAGAUAACAAAUUCAGCUUUGAAAGAAGGGUGUCAAAUAUAUGGCUACAUGGAAGUUAACAGGGUUGGUGGAAGCUUUCACAUAGCACCAGGCAAAAGUUUUACAAUCAACCAUGUACAUGUGCAUGAUGUACAACCUUACUCAUCUUCAGUAUUUAAUACUACACAUAUUAUUCGUCAUUUAUCAUUUGGAAGUGAUAUUGAAAGUGGUAACACUGCUCCGUUGGAUGGAGUGGUUGGAUUAGCUAAAGAAGGUGCAGUGAUGUUCCAAUAUUAUUUAAAAAUUGUGCCUACAAUGUAUAUAAAAUUAGAUAAAACAGUUCUGAAUACCAAUCAAUUCUCUGUAACAAGACAUCAAAAAUCGGUUUCUAACAUCAAUGCAGAAUCGGGUAUGCCUGGUGCAUUCUUUAGUUAUGAACUUUCUCCAUUAAUGGUAAAAUAUACUGAAAAAGAAAGGUCAAUAGGUCAUUUUGCCACAAAUAUAUGUGCAAUAGUUGGUGGAGUUUUUACUGUUGCUGGAAUUCUGGAUUCACUCUUAUACCAUUCCCUAAAUGCAUUUCAAAAUAAAAUGCUACUUGGAAAAACUGGAUAAAUUAUAGAGUUUUUAGGAAAUCAUUAAAAUCUGAAACACUACAUUUUGCAUAUGUUUUACAAAACUGUAUAUCUGUGUCUUCAGCUAAUGCUAUUAAGGGAACAUAAUUUUCUUUCUUUGAAUUGUAUUGUGCUCUCCCCAA
Messenger RNA from Amyelois transitella, 1509 nucleotides. Its product is annotated as endoplasmic reticulum-Golgi intermediate compartment protein 3. Gene Ontology annotation, biological process: retrograde vesicle-mediated transport, Golgi to endoplasmic reticulum; endoplasmic reticulum to Golgi vesicle-mediated transport. Gene Ontology annotation, cellular component: endoplasmic reticulum; COPII-coated ER to Golgi transport vesicle; Golgi membrane. The record is from RefSeq and is a predicted model, not a curated record. Bases 210 to 1367 code for a protein of 385 amino acids. The transcript has 8 exons. NCBI's taxonomy places the organism in Eukaryota, Metazoa, Arthropoda, Insecta, Lepidoptera, Pyralidae.